Molecule: messenger RNA, 15331 nt
Organism: Porites evermanni
Lineage: Eukaryota; Metazoa; Cnidaria; Anthozoa; Scleractinia; Poritidae
Source: the annotation of a GenBank genome assembly
AUGGUUGUACAUCGAACGAAAAAGACUAUGGCGACUAAAGUUCCUUUGCGUAAGGCCCAAACACCGUCAUACGCGGUGUCCCUGAGUGUUGUGCCAUCGCAAAGUCCAGUGGUUGUUCGCCGGGCCAUCGAAACGCGAACAGAUAUAGACCAGGUAUUGCUGUUAAAAUACGAAUGUUUAACAUGCUUCCUCCUAAACUGGUACUUGUUCGAUGAAAUGUUGUUAAACUGAUAUGACAAUGGUCUGUGUUGAGCAUCGCUCUCCGUCAAGGUGUUUCAUGAUUCAAUUCUCUAAUUUCUCUAUAAUCAUUUUUCUUGAAACGUAGUACUUCUGAUACGUUUGAGGACCUUUAAAAAAAAAAUAGAAAAGAAAGAGCGCUUUUUUGCCUAAGCGAUAAAAAAGAGCUCAAAUCUAAAUAAAUAUAAUUCAGAAAAUAUCAUCUCUAGGAAUAAGGUCAGCUUUUAAUUGCUUAAACAUUAGAUUGUUGUAGAAAUGUGUGCAUGAGAUAUUGCUUUCUUUCUUUUAUAUUUUAAUUUAAACUAGAAAUUGGGCUAUUUAUUUCUCGGCUUCUUCCUGUCAUUGAAAAACACUGGAUCACUUUCAAAAAUUUUAAAAAGUUCAAGUUUUCUUAAUUUGACACGUGUCAGGAGAAAUAUAAUCGGUUCUUUACUCGUUACAAGCCUGAUUGUCGGUCGCACCUGGAAUAUCGCGCUGUUUUGAAUUUCCGCAUUGGAAUAGCUUCACAUUUGUUUAUCUCGUCGUAGUAGUUUUGUUAUCAUUUUAAUUCAGUUGUGUGAGAUUGCCCAUCCGUUUUUUAAGGCAUGCGAUAUGAUAAAGGAAUGUCUAAUCCGUUACGGGCAUGAUUUCCUCGUAUUGCAUGUAAACACAUGAAGAAGCUUAGCCGUGCUUAACUUUAUCUCGCAAAAUACUAUAAACUCACGCAUCUUAACUUUUCAACUUCUCUUUACCUGGUUUGUAUCUGAUUUCUUGUUAUAAUAACCCGAUCGUUUGCAAUUUAAUUGUAGGCAAGCAAGCAUCGUAUGAUCGAUUACUUGUCACGUAUCGUCAAGUGUAUCGUACUUCUGAAGUACCUCUUGUCGCUAUUCCAUAACUUACCUAGUAUUUGGUUUCAUUUACUCAUAGACGACGGAAACUCUUUUCUCUCAAACAAUAAGACCUUAUUUAAAACCUCCCUGCCUUCUCACGUUUACAAACAGCACCUUAUCAAACACUUUUCUUUGUAUCAAGGUGCAUCGCAGGUUACCUCUUUGUUGCCAUUUAGGGCUCAUACAUUUAGACGUUUUACGGCAAUGAAACAAGGACCCCGAGUAAAUAAGACUUAUCACUGAUAUACAAGAAAUGGUACCGGACGAUUUUAUGGAAUCGAUGUUUUAUAUCGUGUUUCGUUGUCCCUUUUUCCCUCUAUUGUUUUACGUUGUUUCGUCACGUUAAAAGGGUCAGUUGUACGCUGAUGUUUCUCCAAGAUGCCCAACGAUGUGAUGGAAACAUUAGAGGCAUUAUUUUUCUUAAUCACGUGCAAUGUUGUUGAGAAUGGAGAUCAGUUUCGAUAGUUACUGAAUCAAGACUUCCAUCGUUUUUGAACGAAAAGGAGUUUGUUUGGCUUUAAAAUGCUUCAUCUUAGUAGGGUAGAUUGAAACUCACUUUGACAAAUGGGGUUCGCAAGUCGCAUUACUCCAGUUGUUUUCAAGCAACGUAAAACUGUUUUUAGUAAACCUCUAAACAAUUUAGUAACUCAACAACUUACACAAUGGAUCAAACUGUGAAUAGUAAUAAUGAUAACCUCUUGAUUUCCCUUAAUUUCGUUCGCGUGACCGCGUUGAAGAAAGCGUGAAGACAUGCAUCUAGCGACAAGCGGAGGAAACGAACGCGAGAAUGAUUUUUAGCAGCAGCAAAUCCAAAGCAAACAACUCGAGUUUCUGGUCAUUAUGUAUCCUACCAAAAACGCUGUUGUAUUUCAAGUCAGUGUUUAAUCCAAGCGAAACGUGCAUUAUUGAAACUCCUUUAUUAAUUUACCCUUACAAAACAUUUUGGAUUCCAUGUUGCUUCCUUGCUGUCGGACCCGCCCUUUGCAUACAACUUAUUUGGCUGUUUAUUGUUUUCACGGCUUUUGGGUGACUGCACGCUAUUUUGCCCAGUGUCGCUUAAUAAUUUUUCGUUGAGAUCUGAGCUCUAAAAAGCAGGCAGUUGUUGAAUUUAGAUAAAUCCAAGAUAUCUAGACUAUUUGGGGUGGUUAAUUCAAAGUAUUGUUUCUCCAAAAAUGUAGACAUUACCCUUUGCGUCCUACACAUUUCAUUGACUAAUAUUAUCUUCUCUUCUUUAUCUCUCCAUAGUGUAAAAUCUACGACAUACAAGAUAGAUUUCCUAGUGACAAUUUAUGCCUGUCAGAGAAACAGAAUUUACAUGUGAGUUCCUCAGCUUUGUUGACAGUUGAAGGGCUGACCAAUGAUUUUACGAGGCUGCAAUGGGGCUAGACCAGCGGUCUUCCCUGCGAGGCCUUUGUGAUUUUUUAUCGGUUGAGUCAUUCUGUACACUAUAUUCCAAUAUAGCGAGAUUGAAUAUCAUGUGACGUUUGCAGCUAACCUGAAAGGAAACUCCCUUAAUCACGACAGGCUAAGGUCUCAGACGAACAAAAUAAAAGAGAGCCUGCUUGCAAACUAGUUUGAGGAACAAAUUACCGCCAUACGAUUUCUACACCCAAACGAAAUGAGUGACUGGUCAACAGUCGGUGAUGUGGUGACGUGGUCGUCCUUGUCGAUUGCCGUGAACUCUGUGGAUUUUUGUCUUUUAAAAGUGGCAUACCGGCAUCUCGUCGCCUAAAGGUCCUCUGCGUCUAUUUUAACUUUUUUCUUUUAUGUCAACAGCGUCACAAAGCAGCCUCGAGGCGACGCUCUGCUCCAACGACUGUAAUUAAGGCGGCUUUGGCUGGAAAAACACACUCCACGAAAAGGUAGAAACUUCUUAGUGCAGCAUAACAAAAAAGUACUGCUUUAUAACUCACGUUUGCUUGGACAAACCUGGAAUUUCUUUCUUCACCAUCAUAAACAGCACCGCCGAAAACUGAGUACCGCUAGUUAGUUUUUGUUUUAGAGGAUACACUUAACGAUUUUACCAAAAAGCCAAAAGUCAAACCCACCUUCUCGGCAUGAUAACAGUUUCUGUGCAAACCUACUUCUCAAUAUGUAUGGCCUCAAAAUAAAAGUAUUUGCUUUACGGACCCAGUGCCUCUGGAUAAAGUGAAAAGUUAGACAUAUCUUGUACUGUACUGCAUGUAAAUCAUUACUGAGAAGAAUGGCCUCAAUAAGCCGGAACAUCACGGUAAUGUGAAGCUGUCAGCCUGGCAGGCGUACAGACCCAACUCAGUUCUUCUCUUGGUCAUAGACAGAAUGUUCCUUGACUGCAUACUACAUACUUAUCGCGCAGUAGGUCACUGCCAUUUUGAAUGGCUACCCUAAACUCGUAAAACCCUUACUUCUUUUCGAAGGCGUCAUGUUUUUGGACACGUUUCAGUAUCUCUAGAACGUGCUACUAUCUACUCGACGUUAAGACUUUGAUGACAAGCACGGCUGUGAAAUCAUUAUCGAGAAUAUUUAAACGGAUCUUUUCGUCCUGUUGAAAACUUUUUAACAUCAUUUUUGCCAAAGACCUGGUAUUUAUUCAGUUAAGUUUCGGAAACUCCUCUUGUCCUAAAUUACUGAGCUCUUGAAUAUGACGCAGUUUAAAUUCGUUUAACCAACCGAGAAUGAAGUAUUCCUUCACUCAUAGCGGUUUUUUGCUCUUGUAACAACUGACACUCAAUCGUAAUUGUACUUGAUGAAACUUGUAUAACUUGUUAACGACCGGCUAAUAUUUUAAGUAUGUCUAAUCAAAGUGUACUUCAGAUGAAGUCGCGUGAGGACCAUUUCAAGUGACAAAUUACAAGUGGCCUGGGACCUGGUUCCGCUGUGGAGAAAAAGUGGCAAAAUAUGGAGUGAAACGGCUUUAAAAAAUCGCCUUUUUCCCUAACUGGGCAGCCUGGUCCCACACUAAAUUACAAGCAGACGUAGACAUUGUACAUCAAAAUUUAACAUCUGGAAAAGCUUAGUUUUAAUACGCCUCCUGUUAUACAAAAUUUUGGUCAUUGCUCAAGACAUAUUGCCUUUAAUUUGGCCGAGGUUGUUUCAAACUGAAGAGAUCUAUUAUUGGUAAGAACCAAACCUUGCAUGGUUCAUUGCCCGUUCGGUUCUGUGAAAUAACUACCCUACUUUUGUUUUCUAAUGGUGUCCACUUACAAAAGUCAAAUUGUAGACAAUUUACAACAUUUUGGAUAUUAGGUAAGCUCUGACUGAAUUCAGACAAAGAAGUCGUUAACGAGUUUUUCUCCGAUUGCAUACCUUAAUCGACGAGACUUUUUGAACACUAGAGGGAACGUAAGAAGACUGCACUUGACGCUUUCCUUGCCACCACUCUACUGAAUUACCGUUUAUAAGUUCUUGUAAGUAAAUCCUUGGAUAAAAGUAUUAACUUCAAUUCUUGAUCGAAUUUAGGGUAAUACAUGACGUAAGCGCUAAUGGUUUGCUAACUGCGAAUGCUGGAAGAAAAGAACUUAUUUGAUAUUACGUUAAAUAAAUAUGGUAACCUUUUUGCUAAUAACGUUUGUAAGCGACCGCCAUCAAUAAGCUUAUGGUCGCUUACGAGAGCCAAGUUUAUUUUCUUGUAGAUUAACUGGAAAUGUCUUUUUUCAGUUCUACUAUAGACGCAGGGAGCAUGCGCAUGAAGACCCACUCAGAGACCACAUCUCCAUUGUCACCAGAACUGGUCCCAUCCAGGACAUUUGUAAGAGAAGGACCCGUUCAACUCUCAUCAGUAAGUGGUCAUUUGAUCAGCAGUGUACUUCUCCUAACUGAGAACGGUAGGAGGUUUGAAGCCUUCGAAUUCCAAAGGCCGAGACUUUCUUUAUUGUUCUCUGUCUUUUUUCGCUUCAAAGAGCGAAAUACAAUAUCUUUCAUUUACCGCAGUUCGUGAAUACUUUACUCCCGCCCCACGGAAUAAAAUAUUAUAUAAGAAGCGAAGGAAAUAUUAAUAUUUCAUUUUUUAAUUAUUCAGUUUAUUGGACUUUGAAGGCCUGCUCCCAUAUUAUAGUUUGCAUAUGGCCUUCCUCUCCAAACAUCCGUACAUAAUUAUGCGGUGUUGUUUAUUUUUAUUUGUUUUCUUCAUUCUAUUGUUUCCUUUCUUCUUUCAAGGGAAUGUCUUCUCAAGACAGGCAUUUAUUUCUAUUCGAUGAUAUUUUGUUGGUCGCGAAGUCCAGGUGAGUGCUUGAAGUCCAGGGAAUUCCCGUUGAGACAUGUUUCACCCGCAAACCUUCCUUGGGCUGGCUGAUCAUCCAUUCUUUUCAUCUCUAGGUGCAUGGUUGAACCGUUUGUGCAAGAAAACUGUAAUAGUUAUCAACAUCCAACAUCCCCUUCAUUUAUCACCAGUAGGGUAUUAUCGGGAAUUCUUUUUUUUUUUUCGGUAGACAGUCGUCGACCUAUCACCGUUGUCCUUAAAAAAAGUGGUCUUAAAUCUCUCCAACUUACUCUUUCUGAUUCCAAUGAAUUCAGUCUUCGCGAAGUUGAGUGCUGUUGUCUUUUCAGAUCUACGUCGUCAUUCAAGCUUAAACACCGUGUAAGAGUCAGCGAGAUCUGGUUGGCAAGCUGUCUUGAUGACGUCUGUGAAACUACCAAACCAUUAGAUAGAUCAUUUGUGGUCGGCUGGCCUACCACGAACUUCGUGGCCACGUUCAAGUAAGAAAAAUAAAAGAGACCUUUAGAUUCAAGGACGAGAACGACUGUGACUACAAGUACGAGAUUUGAUUUAAAGUUUUUUCGCGUGUUGUCAAAAAAAAAAAAGACAUCCCGGAAUGCUUUAUUGUAUCUUUUUUCACCAGAAAAGUUAGCACUGUUAUCUUUAGUGAAGGAGGUUAAGCCCUCUCCCGACCUCAAGACUUGAUAAAACUUUUAACAUUUGAUAACUUGUUUCUACCACCACGACAUUCUCGCUAAUUUUCGUAGAAGAAUGACGACGACUAUCACGUUUCCCCGCCAAAUUGACGCUGGUUCACGCGCGCGCACUUCUUAGUAUUGAGAAAAUCUCCUCCUUGUAGUCGUUCAGGUGUCUUAGGAUGUAAAAGUCUCUGAAAUGAAAUUGUUACUACUGCAGUCAUGCUUAGAACAUCGUCUUUUAUAAAAUUCCAUCUGGAAUGCGGUUAUCUAACUUUUGCCGCUCCUGCGCCUUUCUAGUUGUGUCUUGUGUCAAACGGAGAACAAUUUAACAAUACACAAUCAUUCACAAAAAUUUCUUUUUCAAUAUGCGGCCAUGGAACAUGACUGUAUUUGCCGUUUACUUUUAGCGAGCAUGACGAUUUGAUUUUUUCACUCGUUUUACCCAGAGAAGCAGGCGACAGUAUCACUAAGCAUCUUCAACAUUACGUAUUUAGAAAGUUGUUUCCACUCGUUUAAAAGAUGAACCGGUGCUACAUUUCCGUGUGGCUGCUGUGGUUUCAUCAGUUACGUUUGUAAACAAAAUACAAGCUUUACGCUACUCUUAGUUUAGUCUAGUUGGUCUUCGUCCCUCCUGAGCGUAUUUCAGCCCCCGUAAAAGGCCAAAGCUUAAAAAAAUGAAUUUUUUUUCAGUUCGUCAGAAGAAAAAGAAGCUUGGCACAGCGCAUUAACAAAGUAAGUGCUAGAUUGAACGAAUUAAGGAUAGUCAUUUUCUUUCCUUUCACUCCUAAUUAACUGCAAUUUAUUUUGGUUCGAGUACACUCUUUACAUACCUCGAUCAAAAUAUGCAUUUUACUGUUUUGUUAUUUUGAUCGUGGACAAUUCAGGAACAAAUCCAGAAAGGAAACACUGAACGAUAACGUAAGUGUUAAAUGCACGAGCUUCAAGGGAGUGUUCAGGGGCGUUUAUCUCUUGAAUGGUUUGCAUUUUAACACAUGGAAGUUCAAUUUCCUAUUUAAUAAAUAAUUAAACCGUUUACAUGAAAAGAUGGAAAUCGGUCCGCAUCCACUUUCUUCACAUUCGGCUACACCUAUGCCUAGACUUCCGUAUUCGGAAAGACUGCUAUGUUAGAGAUGUUCGAAUAUACCAAAUCCUGGGAUUCACUGUAAGGAAGGCGAAUCCCAUCCCAGCCAGAAAGCCGAGAAUAGACCCUUAUUCAGUACAUAAAACAAAGCAAAUGUGGUCUACGUGUUAACAACAGGUUCCGCUUUUCCGUGCAUGCUUUUUCUACGUAAGGGAUGAAAGUGUGAUAUUGAGACUUCUACUUUGUAUUUCCGAGUUCGGCUGAUGAAUAAACAUUGCAUAACACACUCGUCUAUUCACCGCAUACCACUGUUGCUUGCACUCUUUUAGACAUAUUAAAGAGCAAAAGGACGUAGAAGACCCUAAAUCCGUUAACCUAAAAGUUUAUAACAGAGAUAUGGACUCACCGGAUUCAUCUGGCUAUGUAAGUACCACGCUUAAAAACCCUUUCCGCCGUUGAUAACUAACAUUGAUCCUGUACAAUCAAACACUGCAAGUGUCGCAUGCUAAAACGUGAAAGAUGCUUACGAAAGAAUUCCUUCACUGGAGACAAUUGCCUGCCCCUUGCCUUCCCCGUAAUACUUACUGCUAGGAUCCUUAAUCUUGCCCUGCCACUACCCUCCCCGUAAUCCCUGCUCCUAGGAUCAUUAGUCUACACAUUACCAGGCGUUAGAAGGUCGUAGUGAGGGCCACCUGAUUACAAGUUUGAUUCGAUUUUUCUUUCCCAACUUUUUUAUCUUCCCAGUCGAAGUCUUUUACUGUGUCCAACAUGGACGAUGCUUCUACUGUUGUUAAGAUGUCUCUGACGCAGUUUCACGCACAGGUGAGUUUUUCUUAGGCCAUGUUUGCAUAGAUGGAGGGAGCUAGUCCUCCUUUAUUAUAGAGACGUUAAAAGGUAGGGCUAUCUUGUCUUGUACACUUAAAGCUAGUUAUUUGCCAAUUGUAGAGUUUAUCGCGCCAGUCAUUAGCCUUUCAUGAGGGUUAUCCUCGACCUCCGCACAGCCAAAACAGCCGUCCAGCAGAGUGACACUAGCAAUCAUAAAGGAUCGCCCUCACUCUAGAGUUACCCUACCUCUCUCGUUGUAAGCGAAACCGAGCAAUAAAUGCACUAGAGGAUGAAUGAAUGAAUGAAUGAAGCUUAUGGGGGGGAGGGAAGAGGAGCUUAAUAACUCUCUUCCCCUCAAAAGAGGAGGGUGCUUAUUUGAGAGAUGGGGCUCAACCGAGGAUUUAAGGUUUGUAUAUACACUUCGUUCCACUGAAAGAACAUGAACAGCAUGCCAAGCGUGAUAAAAGUUUUUUCGACUGUAUCUUGUCUUUUCAGACUGAAGAUGUUUCCGAAUACCAGCUUUGGGUUCUUUCAGGGAAGGAGGACGGUGCUUAUCCACUCAUAGGUGAGUAAUAAAACACUGAAUUAACAAACCAUACUUGAGCACCUUAGGCUGGCUUCCCAAACCCAAUACAAAAGUCCUUGAUUCAAUGCCUUGAGUUAUAAUCGUUUUAAACAAGCUAACGCAGAGAUUCUAACCCUGUCAACUGAUAGAAAGAGAGGUUUGUGGAGCGGCGCGAGCGCCGGCAAAGGCGCGAGCCUGUUGGGUGGUCCAGGGGCAUGCUCUCCCGGGACAAAUUGUAAGAUAUGUGCCUCUAAGGUGCCAUUUCCUGCAUUUUGAGAUCACAGUCAAUAGAAAAGAGUGGAGUUUUUAACAGUGGAAGCUAAAAGGCCUAUUGUUCAUUAUCACAUCAGUGCAUUACCGCGCCCAAAAUUAUAGCAGGCUCAUGCUCAGAUGCUAAAAGGGUAAAAGUGGCUGAGAAACCACAGAAAACGGCAAAGAAUCGUGCCAAAAAAGAUUGGUUCACAUUAUAUUUCUUUGACUAGAAAGAGUUUCAAAAACCCGGAGAAUAUUUCGCGAAAACGGGAGGUUUCCGGCCAAAACGGCAGGGUUGGAAUCUCUGCUUAAGUACUAAGAUAGCAAAUACUUUUUUAAACAGUCAAUCAAUCGAUCAAUCAAUUUAUUAGUGUCAUAGAUAGGGUUGCCGCGAGUAUCCUAGCCGGAGGCUCAUGUAUAAAACGCAUGACAGAAAUAAUAAUAAUAAUAAUAACAAUAAUAAUAAUAAUAAUAAUAAUAAUAAUAAUAAUAAUAAUAAUAAUAAUAAUAAUAAUAAUAAUAAUAAUAAUAAUACACUAUAGAAUCAUAAUCUAAAACUUGACAUGUUUAACUUUGUAUGUAUAACAGAAAAAUUUGAUUGCAAAACAUUUUAAAAAUUAGAUUACCUAACAACAAACUGCUUUUUCUCAAUGCAGGUCAUGAGUUUCCCUUUGCGAUAAAAAUGAAUCACAUGAGGGAGGCAGCCCUGACAGAUGAAGAUGGGUUUCCUUUCGACUUUGAUCAGCAGUUGCCCUCAAUAGACCCAUUGUCGCCAGAGACACAGUGCCAGUUUAUAUUGAAGAGAAACAGGAAAAUUCCCAACAGAGUCAUUAUAGGUGAGACGGGGGGAGCUACUCACACAGGCAACAAGAGUGCGGAGAGGUCAGAUGCGGUUAAACUAGCCGCUUUUAUCAGCGCGUUAAGGCUAGGCUUGGAUAAAUUAUGCCGGCAGAAUUUCGAGCAGAAUAAGCGAUUUUUACGAGCAGUGCCGGCAGGCAGAAUAAGCCAUUUUACGAGCAGAAUUUAUCCAAGCCUAGUUAAGGCCUCUUAUGGCUCGGGAAAAAUGCAUUAUGUCAGCAAGUUCAAAAGAAGCGACUGAUGGGGACGAUAGAACAACCAAUCAGAAGAGCGGAUUUGCCGAAAAUUCCCCGCGUAAAUGACGCACUACCGCGGGAAGCAAGUAUUCAUGUAAACACUACGAAGUGAAAUACUGCUAGAUAUUUGCUUUUUUCGUCGUUUAUUGAUAAUGACUAUUACGUUCUUUUUAGUGUUGAAUUUUGAAGGAAAGCUUGUGGUCAAUUUCUUGCUGCAGUAUAUACUUUUGGUUUUAGUUUCAGGCCAAUGGCGCUUAACAUUUGUUCACAGAGAAAGUUGAAUCGAUUCCUCGUUUUCUACAAGUUAAAUUGUCUAAGUCUGUCAUUUCGCGAUGAUUACGAAGACCUGAAGUUAAUUUAUCAAUUAACCCGCAAGAAAACAUUGAGUGUGGAAUCAAUGAACCAACUGUCAAUCUUUUUAAUUUUUUUCUUGUUCUCAUGUAUUUUCAGACGUACAUAAUGCUCCUAGCAAACAGCGCUGGAAAAAUCCGAUAAAAAAGUCACCAAUCAUCAACUGGGCCAUGCACAAAAAGACAACAGGAUCAACAAAAUCCAACUCCAUCGACGGACAUGCAGGAGGAAAGUAAGUAAACAGAAGUAUCGUAACAAGGUUAAAAUUGCCUACUUGUGAAAAAACAUGACUUCCUUCGACUAUAUUUUACACCAACUUGCCUUUUAUUUUUUGAGGGGAGGGAGCAUCUGUACACAGGCUAACCCAGUUCUCAAAUUAUUAAAUCAAACAUGUCGUGACAUGUUAACACAAUGGAUGAAUAAAGUUGCUGAAUAGUUGGUUAGCCUGUCCACCCGCUACUUUUCCAGCGCGGCUUUAUUCGUACUUCCCGUCAACUAUCAGUUUUUAGUAAAAUCCAACUCGGGGUCUAUUAUCAAUGCUGCGUUCUGAUUGGUUGAGCUACUACUAGGCUAUAUGUUAUAGCCCCCUAGUAGCGAAAAGCGCGGGCUUUUUGACGGCAAAAAAUUGGAUUAAAGCCUAGCUUUAACUAGCUAAAAUUUUUUUAUGCUCGAUAUUUUUGACCAACCAGUUGGAUUUUACUAAAACAAUUAUUCCUCUUGCCCUCAUGGCCUCUGAGUCAAUAGCCCAUUCGGCCUUCGGCCUCAUGGGUUAUUGACUCAGAGCCCAUUCGGGCUCGAGGAAUAAUUAUUAAUUAUUAACAUUCUCUUAAAGGAACUCUCAUAUUUAUUGACGGUGAUCAGUAACAAAUUCGUCCUUGUAACAUAAUUGCUGAAUUUACUAGACAGAUAACGUGUAUUAAGCAAAUAAUCAUGUAUACAAUAUAGGCUCUUGAACAGUCUACAUGUACUACAUUUAUGAAAGGUGUGUUUAAGGCACAUGAGGAGAAUGUACAUGUUGAUGCAACAGAGUCCAGAAAGUAAUAUCUGAUGGUAGCCUUUAAAACACGGCUCUGCUGUAAUUAUUUAUUUGCACUUGUAACAGAGUCGACAAAUAGCGUGAAAUCUUUACUCUGUGUUCUCAUUUGUUAAUCCUUAGUUAAAAUUGUGUUUGUUCUCCACUCGUUCCCAGGCUUUUCGGGAUACCUUUGAGUCAGUUGUGUUCCGAGGAUGAACCUGUACCCAAAGCUGUCCUGGAACUGUUGUUAUACCUCUUCCGGUAUGGACCCAAUACUACCGGAAUCUUCCGGAAGUCUGCUAAUGCCAGGAUUGCUAGAGAAAUCAAGCUGGAGUUAGAUGAAGGUUUGUUGAUUUGAAGCAAAUGCAGGAUUCAACCACAGCCUCUCCUAUAAGCACCCGUAGCGUUGUGAUCAUUUUGUCUCUGAGCAUUUCUUGAAAAAAAGAGAAUGAAGUUAUAUAUAAACUUGCCACCGAAAAGCAAUAACCUCCUAGCGUUGGAUGAGCCGCGCCCCCUUUUAAAGUGCACUUUAAAAAGCAAGGUUUCCUUCGAAACUUGUUACAGAAAUCUUGCUUGUAUAAGUACUCCUCAAUAAACCCCAGUCCAAAACCACUAAAACACCGAAGCCCAAGAGAUCGAAAUAGAGGAAAUACGGUAGAAUCAGUGAUUGAGUGAUCAGUAUGUUAGUGUCUGCAGUUUCCUUGUUAAUUGAGUGGCCGUUUGCUUUCAGGUAAAGUCUGUGACUUUGAAGAUGUUUCGGAAGUUGUAGCUGCCUCUGUAUUUAAGGUAACUUGUCAUAAGAAAUACAUUACAUACCGUGCGUUUUUCUCUGUUACAGUGUAUCGCCUAAACCAAACAAAGUCCUUUUUUCUUCUUGUUUCUUCUGUCAUAAAAAAGUGAUGAAGAUAACGGGUUAGACGCUUAGAAUCAUAAAGAAAUCAAUGGAAAUCAAGUUUUAAAUGGCUUGAGUGUUCGCAUACCUUUUGGUGAAAACCACUCCCGCUCUGCCAGUGACUAGAGGACUGGUUUUUCUCCUUUUCAACCUGUUUGAAUUAAGAUGUUCCUAUAACUAUAAAUAAGCUGUUGUUGCUCUAUUUUUAAUGGUGUGUAUUGUCACUUUUUUUAGGAAUUUCUUCGUCGCUUACCUGACUGUAUUUUUGAAAGUGAAAAUUAUGAAGAUCUUGUCGCUACCACAAACCUCGAAGAUCGUGAGGAAAGAGUGCGACAAAUCAAGGGGUAGGAGGCACUUUUUUACGAAAUAAUUUGUACACUUGUAUGUCUGUUAUCACAUGUUAACCGCGGCAGGAUUACCUCAGUCGGUAGAGCGCUUGAGUGUAGAGCGGUAGGUCGUGCCGUGGGUUCAAUUCCCGGGACCGGACCAGUACUCAGGGUCUUAAAAUAACUAAGAACUGAAGGUACUGCCUUUGCCCCGCAAAUGGCUUGACCUUCGCGUGGCGGUGAUGACCACGUAAAAUGGUGGUCCCGUACCGAUUACUACCUCGGGGGGGGGGGGGGGGGGGGUUUUGUGGGGAGUUGUGUGGGGUGUGUUUGGGUUUUGGGAACGCCCAAUUUCCCACUAAAAAUAAAAAAAUUUUUCUUGAUUUCCCGGGGGCGGGGGGGGGGGGGGCCGGGCCCGCGCCCCGGUUUGGGGCCCCCCCCCCCCCCCCCCGUUUUUUUUUUACUUCUCCCCCGUCAACUCCCUAGACAGGGUAGUUUUGAGGAGCUUAGUUGGUGGUGACUUCGGUUUUGGCAAGCCAUCAGUUCCACUUAAUACUAAACAUCAUCUUCUGAGUUCUCCGUGGCCGGUGGGGCAGCGUGCCGGGCCGCGCACCGAGUUCGAGUCCCGCUCCGAUCACUCCGAUUUGUUUCUUGCUAGUCCCCAGUCAAGUCCUUGACCAUGCUUGAAAUAGCCAGCUGUUUGCCUCUGGUCUGUCGGUCUUCUUAGCACUGCUUUGUUCUUUUUUAAUUAUUUGUUUCUAAUUUUUUGAGUUCCCCAGUUUCUCACUCGCUAGAUGAGAGUUUCUAGCUGAAGCUAUUAAGACUGACAGUAUAAACAAAGUAUGUAAAUUUUUUGUUGCCCGUGCCGAUUUCGUUAAUUCUACCCCUGUUGUGUUUUGUUUUUCAGGAUUUUGGAAGGAAUCAACCGUUACAAUUACGAACUGUUAAAAAGGUUUUUGUGCGUGUUGUAUCACAUCGCUGAUAAUGCGGAAACAAACAAUAUGAACGCUUAUAACCUCGCUGUGUGCGUGGCUCCCAGCAUGCUGUGGGCACCCAAAAGUUCCAAUAUUCCGGCCACUGAACAAUCAAACUCAGUUCCCCCGGUCAUACAGUUUAUUAUUGAGCGUUGUGUUGAUAUUAUGGGAGACAGUGUCAGGACAACCCUCGGUGACCGAACCGAUUUCGCUGCUAAUCACGUAGGUAGUGAUUCUGAGGGUAGUACCCAGGACUCACGGACAGCUCUCAGUCAAUCCUCUACCGAUGAUGGGAUAGAAUCACCUGAACCUCUAAGUCCCAAAGGAGAAAGGACUUCAAUUCAUUUAAGUGAUUCGAACUUAUAUGUUUCGAGUACGCUGGCCGUGCAUCCACCGAACAAGAGUAUUAGCACUCCGAACUCUCCGUGUGAUUCAGGGAUUCCAUCUCCAAGUUCAUCGCCGCCGCUUAAGAGGCAUGAUGGCGAAUUUUCUAAUCAACUUAGAGCCACUUUUUAUGAACCUAAUCAAAUCAAAGGACAUUUGCCGCUCGGACGACGUAGUUCCGAACCGCUCGGGUUACCGCCGGAUUCUUUGAAACUUCGACUGAAGGGUAAUCGGAAAUUUCCGAACUCUAAACGACAGUUGAGUAGUACAACGACAAGUGCUGAACUUAUAGAACACAAACAAGCUCCAAAGACUACAGCCAGUGGUCGCAAGUUAGAAACUGCGGUGCUGCGCCGAGCCCAUUCUCCUCAAACUGUACGACUGUUUCCUGUAACGCAAAAUGUCACGCAGUAUCAACGUCUUAAUUUGAUACCAAGUUAUCCGGGCUCUGUGUCACGGGCUUUAGAAGUCAAGCACUCUGUUCAAACACAAAGUUUGAAUACCGAUAGUCGUGAGGGUAACUCAAGUUCUCCUAUUCCGCCUAGCUCCCCAGUAUCUAAACAGCCCCCAGGGGGUCCCCGAUCUCCGUCUCCUAACCCUGAUCAAGUCUUUCAAGCUGUAGAUCGGCGAAGACAGCCAGCCGCUCCGUCUUAUCAAGAGCAUAUGCAGCGUAGGAGGGAACUGAAUCCAAAGCCCGCGUUUUUCCCAGGGUUAGACACAAAGGAUGCGAAAGAUGUGGACUCUAGCAAGGAACAAGGUUCUCCUAGGGAAAGUAAGGAAUUUGUGGAAUUUAAAGAGCAGGUACAACAGUAUCGUGUGGCAGGGAGACCUGGAUUUUUUCACGAUCGGUUGGAUUCUGAAAGAAGUGAGACUUCCUCGGGUCCUCGAACCCCUCUGUCCUCGUCAAGCCAGCAUGAAAAUGUGUUUGAACAAGUGGAUGAUUCUUCUGCGGGUUCUGUAGCGAAUACGGGUGUCCGGAAACUCGAACAUUCACCAUUUGGACUGAACCUGCAUCAUAAGAGAAACAUCAGCGAAGGAUCUUAUAAAAAACAAACCACAGAAAAUGCUAGGAAACCUAUUUCAUCAAGUGCAAGCUCUGGCCAGCUUCGUUCCGCCAGUAGUUCUGUUUCAUCAAAUGUUUCAAAUUCCAUUCCUCAUAACUCUUCUCUCACUCAUUUUCCUCACUCGGAGUUCUUCCCACACGAAGCUCAGACAAAAACGCAUUGGGGUUCUUCGGUAGAUACUCGAGGAACUUCGGCAGUUCCGAACUCUAACUCGCCUGGCGCUUUCCGACUUCGGAGAGGCAGCGCAACUUCUUCGUCAUCGUCUGUGUCGAGUUUGGAUGAACGAUCCAGCAUCGGCAACGACUCGACGUUUUCUGAAGGGAAAACGGACGUGACGCAGAUUCGUGAUAUCAAGGAAUUGCUCAGUGAAACUACUCAGGCGAACGGACUGAAAAUCAGCCCUCAAACCGCACAGGCGAUAGCUAAAGUACGUACUCCGUACCAGACACAACCGAGCACACCGUACACAGUCCCCUCUCAUGAUGAUAUCGAAAAAAUUCUGUCCACAGAAGAAUCUUACGUCUAGCGCU